Achroia grisella is the source of this 951-nucleotide messenger RNA. RefSeq lists its product as uncharacterized. The record is from RefSeq and is a predicted model, not a curated record. Lineage: Eukaryota; Metazoa; Arthropoda; Insecta; Lepidoptera; Pyralidae. The transcript has a single exon. The coding region runs from base 1 to 951 and encodes 316 amino acids.
AUGACACAAAAACACAAAGACUUCUGGAAAUGUGUCUCAUGCAAAUCAAAGAUACCAAAAAAAGAUAACACAAAUACGCCGAUCAGAUCGGACACUGGUAAUGUCACACAACGACGAGGUGGCGGUAUAUCCACACCAGAGAGCUCUCCUGCUUCUACACAUGAAGAAGACACGGCAACGAGUAAUGAAACACUACUUAUAGAAAUGCGUCUUUUUAGAAAAGAAAUGCAGGAGACGCGAGCACGGAUCGAGGUAUUUAAUGAGACCAUCAAUAAGCUAAACUUAAGAAUGGAUAUAUGUGAAGACCGCAUGGAAAAAUUAAUUGCACGUGUCGAAAAAAUAGAGAAUCGAGUUGAUACUGAUACAACAACACAAAGCAACACUACUCUGUCAGAAUCUAUUGAACAACUAAAGGCCGAACUAAACGAAAGAGAUCAGGAUCUUUUGCUUAAUGAUCUUCAGAUCUCAUGUAUACCAGAACAAAACAAUGAAAAUGUUACGCAUGUUGUAAUGAAUGUAGCUGCUAAGCUAGGCGUACAAUUAGCGGAUCAAGAUAUUGUCAGUGCUAUACGGAUAGGAAGUUUAUCUAAGCCUGAUGAAAGUGACAAAAAAAACCGACGACCCCGUCUUAUGGUAGUGCGGCUAGCACGUCGCGUUUUACGCGAUCAACUAUUGCAAGCUGCACGGGUCAGACGAGGUGCUACUACAGAAGGUAUGGACCUACCCGGACCACCACGAAAAUUCUACAUUAAUGAAAGGUUGACACUAAAAAACAGGCAGUUAUUUCAAAAGGCUCGAGAAAUGGGUAUUCGUAAUAACUGGCGAUAUAUUUGGACAGCAGCCGGUAAAAUUUUUGUACGACAACGCCAAGGCAAGGAUGAACCACGUUUUCGUUUAAGAACAGAGUCAGAUCUCAUUAGGGUUUUUGGAUCAGAAGCGAUUGGCUCGUAA